AUGGUCACAGAAAAUGGAGACUUUCGGUAUCCGCCGUCGCCAGGCGAACAUAAUAUCUCCAAUCGUCGCAAAGUGCCCAAUCCUCCUCGUCUCAAUCCUCUAAGAAUCAACCCCCCUUCUCCUCCAUCUUCUCGUACCGCCACCGCCCCACGUGCGCCUCCGCUCCCACGCUCUCCGAGAAGACCCCCUGUCAUUCCGGAUGAUCCUUUCUUACGCUCACCCUCUCCCCAACCCGGAAUGGGGGGUGAUUAUAUCUCGCACAGGCCGACAUAUCGCAUGCCCGCCACUGCCAAUCCAACGUUUGAACGCUUUCCCAGAGCUCCCUCGAGAGAAAGUGACUUGGAGCGUCCGACAUAUCGUCGCAAGACCCCUCCCCCUCAACCAAGAUUAAGAACCUCCAAAUCUACAUCGAAGCUUCACAGACCUCCCAAGACCCUCCAUUCCCUGGAUCGUCAGUCCAACGACACGCCACAACAGGGACUGGGCUUACCGCGCUUUUAUCAUAAUGGAUCGACAGAGGCCAAUGGGGAAGAUGCUCUUCGCUCCAGUGUGAACUCCGCCAUGACGUCGCGCUCUAGUGUCGGACAGGCUAGUGGAACGGAGCGAAGUAGUGUCCUGACGAAGAGCAGCUCUAUCACCGAUCUUUCUCCUGAUACACCAGACGGAUCGUAUGAGAAGGACGGGGGAAUGAGCGUGGAAGAUGCGAUCUCUAUGUAUCUCGACGGGUUUAGUGACGUCACAGAAGAGCCGGGAUCUCCUGACUGGCGUGGAGAGAGCAAAGCAAGACCGCUCAGUCCCUGUCCGCCAACAGAGCUGACUCUAGACGAUGGGCAUACUUCCGAUGAACAUUCGCCCGAACUAGAUCCGACCGAGGAUUUGCCACCGGUACCACCGCUCCCAGUUUUAAACCCGCCCGACCAGAAUACGCUGGAUGAGCAGUUCUUGGGCCACGCGCAAUUGAACGAAAGGCAAUUUAGCGAGCCCCUGGACCAGAACACGCCGGAUCGGCCAUCUGAUACCAGUCCACUAGAGACGAAGAUAUUCAUUCCCGGCACCGUGCCGCCUCCGUUUUUGAAGCCUACCGAGAGCAGGGACCAGUAUGGAUUUCGGAAGACCAGUCACCACGUCACAUUACAACAGUACGAGGCCUGGAAUCGCCCGUAUGCAGCUUUUGCUAGGAGUCGGAGGAAUAAAUGGUCAGAAUUGCUGAAGGAGCAUGGGUUGCCCACCACCGAACCGAGGAUUUUCCCGCCCAAAUCAAACAAGAUCAAGCGUCUUGUCCGCAAAGGCAUUCCUCCCGAGUACAGAGGGGCAGCUUGGUUCUUUUAUGCUGGUGGUUAUGAGCACUUGAAUCGUAAUCCUGGUCUAUAUGAUCAGCUUGUGAACCAGGCUAUGGAAAGCCCAAGCAACGAUGACAAGGAGCAUAUCGAGCGAGACUUGCACCGGACGUUCCCCGAUAAUAUCCAUUUCAAGCCUGAAUCUACUGACGGGAUCGGGAACUCAGGUGCUAGCUCUGGUAGCAGCAACCUGAAGCAUGGCUCGGUCACUGUCGAGACGCAAAUGAUCCAAUCGCUCCGGCGGGUGCUCUAUGCAUUUGCGUUGCACAAUCCCCAAGUCGGUUACACGCAAUCACUCAACUUUAUUACAGGCCUGCUCCUUCUAUUCCUUCCGGAAGAGAAGGCCUUUUGGAUGCUGCAUAUCAUUACUUCCGUUUACCUCCCCGGUACCCACGAGAUAAGCCUCGAAGGUGCUAAUAUCGAUCUAUGGAUCCUUAUGGUUCUCUUGAAAGAUUCAACCCCGCUGAUCUACAACAAAAUCACGGGUUCCGCUCCCGGCAAAUCCAAGACGCCUCCGUUGACAGUCGACUCUCGGUUACCGGAUAUUACACUAGGCUUGACGAAUUGGCUCAUGUCAUUGUACAUUGGGACUGUGCCCUUGGAGACGACUUUACGCAUCUGGGAUGUCUUUUUCUACGAAGGAUCGAAGACAUUCUUCCGAGCUUCGCUAGCUAUUUUCAAGGCUUGUGAGAGGGACAUCCUCGCCGUAUCCGACCCCAUGGAGGUUUUCCAAGUUGUCCAAACGGUUCCCAAGAGGUUGUUGGAUGCCAAUACUCUACUGGAUGAGUGUUUUGUGCGGCGCCAUCGUGUUGGACAGGGCCGCAUUGAGGAGCUAAGAGCAUCUCGACGGACAGCGGUUCGGCAAGAGAAGCUGCGACGUUCGAAAGCUUUGAGCAAGGGAUACCUUCAAGCCGCCACGGAUGAAUGGCCGACUACGCGAUCGCGGACACCCGUUCCUGGGGUUGAGCGCAGCAUUGCCGAUGGAUGGCGUCAUAUGAAAGAUGCGUUCCGCUGGUCAUCUUUUUUCAAUGCAGCCAUGAGCGGUCAAGCAGCGAGUUACUAUAACCAAAACGAGAGCUUUGGUGGAGGUCCACCUCCACCUCCACCUCCACCUCAGCAGCAGCAACCAUUCUACGAUAAUAAUGCCAAUAAUGGCAACUAUCAAUACGCCGACCCCAACUAUCAAAGAGGUCCGGAGCCCAAGCAGCCUCACGAACCCCCGCCGACUUAUAACCAGGCCGUCUAUGGUUUCGAUGAUGCUUUCAAGAUUGAGAAACCCAAGUUUAACGAUAUCUGGGCUGGUCUUUUGCUCAUCGCGGUGUUCCUGGGGUAUGUUGCAGUAUCUGGAGUAGCGAUUCACCGAUAUGCGAAAUACAAAGGUUUCAAUGGCGGCGGCAUCUAUGAUUCAUCCAACACCUUCUCGCUUGACACCAAUACUCUAGUGCUAUUUAUAUUUGUACUAUGCGUGGCACUCGCCUUCUCAUGGGCCUACUUCCUCGGAGCUCGCUAUUUCCCUAAACUCUUCAUCUGGGUUACAGGGAUCUUGAACAUUGUGUUCGCUCUAGCCACCGCGAUUUACUAUCUGGCGAAGAAGCAAUAUGGUGGAGGUAUUGUGUUCCUCAUCUUUGGUGUCUUUGCCAUCGUUUGUUUCAUCAGUUGGAUCCCGCGCAUUCCAUUUACGGCAUUCAUGUUGGAAACAUCCAUCGAUAUUUCUAGAAAGCACGGACACAUGUUCCUCGUCAGUGCGAUCGGAGGUAUCGUCGCCGUGGCUUUUGGAGCUUGGUUCUCCGUAACCCUGGUCUCGAUCUAUGUCGCCUAUGAACCCAAUAGUGGGGGGGUUAAUCCGGCAUGUCGUGACGGUGGGGGCUGUAGUACAGGCAGAGUAAUAGGCCUGGUCGUCUACGUGACAUUCGCCAUGUAUUGGUUCAGCGAAUGGCUGAAGAACACCGUCCACACGACUAUCGCUGGAGUCUACGGAACCUGGUACUUCUGGAGCAACUCGCCAAACGGCAUGCCGAAGGGGGCCACUCGUGGCGCUUUCAAGCGCGCCACAACCUACUCGUUCGGCAGCAUCAGUUUCGGCAGCUUGAUCAUUGCCCUCAUCAACAUGCUCCGGCAGGCGUGCUCCGUCGCACAGCGCCAAGAGGCGGCAGAAGGGAACUUACUGGGCAGCAUCGCAUUCUGGAUUCUUGGGUGCUUCAUUUCCAUGCUAGAUUGGCUAGUCACCUUUUUCAACCGUUACGCCUUCUGCCACAUUGCCCUGUAUGGCAAGCCAUACAUCGAGUCUGCGAAAGAUACAUGGACCAUGAUGAAGGACCGGGGCGUUGACGCGCUUGUGAACGACUGUCUCAUGGGGCCGGUCUUAACCAUGGGUUCGGUCUUUGUGUCGUAUGUCUGUGCCUUACUGUCGUAUCUGUACCUUCAGUAUACCCACCCCGCCUACAACAGCGGCGGGGAAUUCACCCCCGUGAUCAUGGCCUUCUCUUUCGUGAUCGGCCUACAGGUCUGCCAAAUUUUCAUGACGCCAGUGGGCAGUGGAAUCGAGACUAUCUUCGCAGCCAUGGCCUGGGAUCCGCAGGUGAUGAUCCAAAGCCACCCGGAUCUCUGGUAUCGUCUGGUCAACCUUUACCCCAAGGUUCAACAGGCGGUUCACGUAUAA
Messenger RNA from Aspergillus caelatus, 3996 nucleotides. RefSeq names its product plasma-membrane choline transporter-domain-containing protein. The record is from RefSeq and is a predicted model, not a curated record. The coding region runs from base 1 to 3996 and encodes 1331 amino acids. NCBI's taxonomy places the organism in Eukaryota, Fungi, Ascomycota, Eurotiomycetes, Eurotiales, Aspergillaceae. Gene Ontology annotation, molecular function: transmembrane transporter activity. Gene Ontology annotation, cellular component: plasma membrane. The transcript has 3 exons. Gene Ontology annotation, biological process: transmembrane transport.